Messenger RNA from Amphimedon queenslandica, 2772 nucleotides. RefSeq lists its product as uncharacterized. NCBI's taxonomy places the organism in Eukaryota, Metazoa, Porifera, Demospongiae, Haplosclerida, Niphatidae. The record is from RefSeq and is a predicted model, not a curated record. Bases 29 to 2665 code for a protein of 878 amino acids. The transcript is spliced from 3 exons.
AGUAGACCAUACCCCCAAUACACUUAAAAUGGCGGAGAAUAUUGAGAAUACCUCUACCUCUUCUACUUCAUCGAAAGGUACUAGAGGACCAUACAGGACAUAUAUUUAUGAUUCCACAAGACCUAUACCAAGAACUAGUAGUUGGAGGAAUAGAAAAAGAAUGGCUAUGGAUGCAGAAUGCAGUAAUGGUGAUGGUGCUCUUAAUGUGUCUCCUAUAGAAAUAGAUGGCAGUUGUCACGCAGAGAGUAUACAUCCAUCGGUUGUGGGAAAUGAAGAUAUGGAUGAGAAUCAGUACGAAACAACCCAGUUUGACCUUUUCAAUACUAGUUCUGACGAGAUGGAAGAGAGUAAUAUAAGUGAUGACAGUAAUAUAAGUGAUGACAGUAAUAUAAGUGAUAACGACGAUCCCAGUUUAGAAGAUUUAUUUAAUGACUAUUGCAGCAGUAGUGAGUAUGAUGAUGAUCUUGAAUUGAGUGAUGAUAUGUUUCUUCCAUUGUACCCCGGUGCUGAUAUAACUGUUUGUGGGGCAUACUUUGCCAUUAUGCAGUUGAAGAGUUCAUGUCGAUUGCCUUUUACUACAAUUAGGGAGAUUUUGUCAUUGCUACAAUUAUUUUGCCCAAAAAACAACAAACUUCCAUCAACUGUUUAUCAUCUUCGAAAAUUUUUUUCAAAAUUUGAGUCACAGAAGCGCAAGACAACAUUUUGUUCCAGUUGUGGUGAUCCAAUUAUUGACAAAUGUCAAAAAUUGGAAUGUAGGGAUAGCAGAGAUGUUGAUGUUCUAAUUCGACUUGACACUACUUUGCAGCUAAAAACUAUACUUUCUCGGCAUUGGAAUGACUUAAAUUGUUUUACUGAAUCUCCUACUUUAUCCACAUUUACGAUGUUAACUCAGGAUCAGGAUUUUUUUAGCAGUCGGGAACAUAUUGGACUCAUAAUGAACACCGAUGGAAUGAGUCUUUAUAAGUCUUCUAAGGUUACCUUAUGGCCCGUUUAUCUUGAGAUAGCCAAUCUGUGUCCAAAGAUACGAUUUCGUCAGGAUAACAUUGUAAUUUGUGCAGUCUGGGUUGGUAGAUCUCAGCCUAACAUGCAAAUACUAUUGACACCUAUUUUGGAAGAGUUGAAGCAUAUGAACAUAGUUGGUUUUUCAUUUAAUGCUGGGCCUGAUGGCAUAAAGACAGUUAGAGUAAAACUUCUGUUUGGCAUUGUUGAUCUUAUUGCAAAAGCAAAAAUUUUAAACAUGAAACAGUUCAAUGGUCAUUCUGGUUGUCCCACCUGUAUUCAUCCCGGCAAGCACGAAAGAUCGAGCAGGUUAUAUUUACCAGGAACAUCCUAUUUGCUGCGUACACCUAAUAGAAUAGAGCGUGCCAUAAGGAAAGGAAACAAGUAUGGCAUCAUUGUUGAGGGUUUGAAAGGUAUUUCUUCGUUGCAUGGUCAUUUAGAUUUUUUGUCAGGAAUGCCAAUUGAUUACAUGCAUUGUGUGCUUGAAGGAGUUGUCAAGUCUCUUUUGAAGGCUUGGACUGAUUCUAAGUAUUCCACUAAGGCAUUCUCUAUUAGGCGACAUUUAUCCGUAAUAGAUAGUAAUUUAUUGAGGCUGACUCCUCCUCAUGAAUUUACACGUUCUCCACGAUCUAUCAGCACUGACUUGUCCUACUGGAAAGCAAAUGAGUUGAGGGUGUGGCUUUUAUUCUACUCUGCACCACUUUUAGUAAAAGUAUUGCCUCCUUUAUACUUCCAUCACUAUUUACUUUUGGUAUGUGCAAUGCACAUAUUCCUCUCAGAAGAGAUUGGUGAUGCUGAUUGUGAUUUAGCAGAAGAAAUGUUGAUGAAUUUUUAUAACUUCCUUCCUGAACUCUAUGGAAACAAAAGUUGCACCAUAAAUGCACAUUUGUUGAGUCAUAUCCCGUACUUUGUGCGCCUGUGGGGUCCUUGUUGGACACACUCUACAUUUUCAUUUGAGAGUCACAACGGUGCCUUAAAACGAAUGGUCCAUUCGACAAGAAGAGUUGCCGAACAACUUUCAUUUUCUAUAGAUGUUAAAAUGACUUUGCAAAAAUUAUACUAUGAAUUGGAAAAUCGGGAAAGUGACUCGUUGCUUAAGUAUCUUCAGUUCUCCAGGCAUUCUUUACGUUCUAUGAAAAAGGUGUCACAAGGCUAUGCUAUUGGUACUGUCAAUUCUGACCAUUUGAGUCCCAGUGAACUUCAAGAAGCACAAAAAUUGUCUUCAGCUAUCACUGGAGAAGUUAAUACAUUUUAUCGCCUUUACAUUAAUGACAAAAUGUUUCAUUCAAUUUCGUAUCGUGAUGGUGAAGGUAGACGUAGUAGUUGCCAUUGUUCUUACAUUAACAGCAAUGGAGUUGAAGGAUAUGGAGAAAUACAGAAGUUUAUAGAUUGUUCAUUUGGCACCAUAGCAUUUAUUAAACCCUUUCGUAGUACAGGUUCGAACAUACUAAAAACAUCAGGGACACCAUGUAGACCAGUUCUUGACCAGUAUAUGGAAUCUUCCCUUAUUUCGCGUUUCAUUCUUGAAGCACACCCACUCAGCAAUACAGACCCUGUUUUAGCUGUUGCAGCAAAAAAAAUAGUUUCUAACUGCUGUGUAGUUCAACUUUCAUGUGUUCCAAUUCUGUAUGUCAUUAAACUGCCUAAUCAUUUUGAACACCAUUAAAACAAUUGGAGUUAUAGAGUUUCCUUUGUUAUAUCUUCUGCAUGUGUGUGUGUGUAUUGCUUAUGUCUGUUAAAAAUAAUAUUUCAGCUUUCAAAUAUAUAACAUAA